Molecule: messenger RNA, 4798 nt
Organism: Colias croceus (clouded yellow)
Lineage: Eukaryota; Metazoa; Arthropoda; Insecta; Lepidoptera; Pieridae
Product: transmembrane protein 47
Exons: 6
Coding region: 58-1323 (421 amino acids)
Biological process (GO): cell-cell adhesion
Cellular component (GO): membrane; cell-cell junction
Source: RefSeq, a predicted model, not a curated record
AGCCUAGUAUUGGAUUAGCGAACGACUUACGUUUUGUUAGUGAACUAGUGUGGCGGAAUGCAUACGCACGGGGGUUUGACGCCUAGUAAUCUGUGGCAACCGGGAGAAUUUACACGACGUAUGAUGGGAGAGCGGCCCUCUCCGGUCCCGCCGACGAGGGACCUCUGGCCGCCGGUGCAGCAGCCUCUAAGCAUAAGCACCUUACACAUAGCUUACCUUAAAGAUGACGAUCUAUCACCGAGAAGGGCGUCUACGCUACCGCCGCAACCCUACACUCCAACUACAAUUCCCAUAGAACAUGAGUACAGGCCUGGAGUAUGCACCGUUGGAACUAACACCGAACCACCGCCGUCUCUCAUGUUCAAACUUAAAAAUCUUCUGAAACGAAACACCCGUGAAACGAAUGUGUUUCCGCCACCGGUACUGUUCACCCCGGUAAACAGAGACAGUUCAUCUGAAUACGAAGACUCGCCGUUACAACGUGCAUUUAAUGGAAUUAAAAAAGCAAUAUCGGGUGCUAAAUAUCGUAUUGCACCACGUUCCGAUACGGCGGAUAGCCCCAAAAUAGUAUAUGAUAUGUCGAAACCUGGUGAUAGAAUGGUUACAACUUUCGGAGCUAGUGAAUCCAGAAAAUGGUUCAAAUUUCCUUCGCGGGCAACUUACACUCGACGUCUCCGAGCUGUAGCCGACUGUUGCCAUAGGACCCCACAGCGCCCGCCCAGACGUAACGUGCAGCCUAAGAGCUUGCAGAUCACACAGGUGAUCGCACUAAUAUGCGGCCUGCUAGUGAUCAUCCUGAUGGUGUUGGGGCUGGCGUCAGCUGACUGGCUGAUGGCGGCGGGCUGGCGGCAGGGGCUCUUCAUGCACUGCAUCGACCCUGAAGCGCCUACGCCGCUCCCCUUCGAUAUCACGGCGCAACCGGGAUGCUACGCUGCGAGGCCCGCGCCAUACAUAAAGGCGGCAGCCGGUCUGUGCGUGGCGACGCUGGCGGCGGACGUGUGCGGCGCGCUGCUGACGGCGCUGGGGCUGCGCGCGGCCGACCACCGCACCAAGUUCCGCUACUACCGGUUCGCCGUGCUCGCCAUGUCGCUCGCACUGAUGUGCAUCUUAAUAGCGCUGGUGAUAUAUCCAGUUUGCUUUGCGGCAGAAUUGAAUUUAGGUAACAGAUCAGUAUGGGAGUUCGGGUGGGCGUACGGCGUGGGGUGGGGCGCCGCCAUUUUCCUUUUCGGCGCAGUCGUGCUGCUGCUCUGCGAUAAGGAAAGCGAAGAACUCUACUACAAGGAGCGGAAAGUGGUGAGCGGCGAAGCGGGCGCCCGCCCCUAGGGCCGCGGGCGCCUGCCCGACCUCGUGCCGUGAGAGCGCUAGCGCACACGCGCACACACCCACACACGCACCCCACGCACACACACCAACCACUUGGACCACACCGCAUACGUCUAAUGUUUAUUAUGUGUAAACUCCUUUGUCGAUUUGUUUUUUUUGUAUGGAACAAUGUCUACUACAUUUGAAUAUGGAACUUCUGUGGUUUUUGGUUUAAAUGUCUAUUGGCGGUUGUGUUUUGUAUAGCGAAAUGAAGAAGCCCAAUUUUUUUGUUUCUAGAUAAUUGAGAUUGUGUUCCAGUAAGAGAAAUGUAAUUAUAACAGACUUGCGUAAAUUGGACUUCUUCAAUACGCUGUUUUUAAUGCUCCCUUAUCACCGUUACAGUUAUGAUGUAAUACGAAUAUGAGAAAUGUAGGUAUUAUAUUGUAAUUUUAAACUUGAUUAAAAGCAUGUUUGUAAUUCUGUUAAGUAUCUGGUUUAAAAAUUGUCCAUAAUUUUUAAAUUAAUACUAAGCGAUGUGGUCCAAUUUGUUGUUAAGACGAAUGUUGUACGAUUUUAAGAAUUGUUAUUUUGGUAAAUCCCGUAAGAAUUCUUCAAAACGUAUCAAGAGUAAAUUGUAACGAGAUGUUCUGUUACGAGUGUGGAGUGCGGCGAUGUAAACUUUAACUAUUAUUCUGCAAAAUCGAAUCGAUAUCCAGAGAACUGCUUUUACCCAAGGAUAAUUAAUCUGUAAACAAUUAUAAGAUUAUUUGUCGAUUCAAAUUUGCAGAUACAUGGUUGCAAGUCUGCUGCGAUUACGAAUACUGUACGACUCGCGUUUGUUUUUAUUAAUUUUAAACCUUUUUCUUGCUUUAUUCGAGCAGUGUUUUGUGAUUUAUUUUGUACAAAUGACGUUCAUAUCAGAAUACAGUCUGAAAUGAAUGUCGUCUACAUCAUAAAAAUAUGUAUUUUUUACAAUUAGUUUAAGUUAUUUUUAUAAUUAUUUAAGCUUUAAUUAUAUUAUGUCGAUGAUUUUAUGUGAUUGAAAUGAAAUGAUUUUCACCGAAGGCGUAAUUUUUUUGGUCGCCCGUUCGAAAUUUUCCCUUUAGGCAUCAGAGUCGUUUGGAAAUAACUUCAAAAUUUUUAGCCGCGUACGUGCGCUCGUCAAAAUUAUAAACGUAUCACAUAAGAUCGUAUCGCCUCUCGGCCAUAUUGUGUUAAUGUUUAAUUUUAAGGUUAAUUUAAGGGCGUCGUUAAUUUAGUUUGAGGGCGUCUCGGCGAGACCGGCGACCGCUCCACAGCGCCUCGAAUGUAAUCCGUUCCAAAGAGCGUCGCUAUUAUUUAUUGUUAACUUAUUCGUUGGUCCUUAGCGGGUUGUAAAUAUUUUUAGUGUGGUAGUAUCGUUCGUCGGCACGGAGUUUAGUGCGGCAGAGUGUGUGGCGUGACGUAUGGCUCGUGACGUGUGGUGUGGCAUGGCGUGGCGUGGCGUGGCGUGGCGUGGCGUGGCGUGUGGCGUGUGGCGUGUGCGACGCGCGGCGGCGGGCAGGCGGCGGGCGGCAGGCGUCGCUCGCGCAAUACUACUGACUUAUUACUUACCUGCGUUUUGUAAUAUGAACUUGUACUCUUAGAGCUACUGCACAAUUAGUGUAACGAGUGUGCUUGGAUUAUUGUAUCGAUGCGACCGACGACUCCGUAGAACGAAACGACGACGUUCGUGUACGUCGAGCUCUACGGUCGCGAUGAUGUUUCUGAGAUUAAACGGGCUAUGACUACUUGAAAUAUGUAACGGAAUUAAUGAUUUCGGUCGAAGUUACCUUACCUAGGGUAUGUUUGAAUGUAUUUUUGUCGUAUUAUUUAUAAUGUUCACGUGUACCGAUCGAUUCGGUCCCGUUCGGCCUCGGUGAUAUUCGUCAGGAAUCUCGUUUGUUUUAAGUAAAACUAUAAAGAUCCUUUUCGGAAUUGAAAAUUAAUUCACGAGAUAUUUUCUUAAUAUUUAUAUAAUUGUCUAUGAAAUAAAUUGUAUCGCUAGGACAGCUGUAGGCUAAUGAAUAAUGUUAAUGGUUAAUUAUUAUAACUUCUAAGGCAUAUUAAUAUUUAAGAAUUUUAACUUGAAAUCUGCAUUUUACAUUUACCUACCUAGAUUUCGAACAGGACUAAAUUUGCCAUAGUUACUAGAUGUUUUUUUCCUUUAAAAAAACUGGAAAGAUUGUAUAUAAUUCAAAUAUUUAUAUAUAUUAAAAAAUACUUCUAUUUAUAAAGAUUAAGCGAUAAUUAUUACUGAUUACUCAAAACUAACUGAAAAAUGCAGAUUUUUGUAAUCUCUAAUAGUGUUAAUAGUUUAUUAGUGAAAGAUACUGUAUUUUUUGUAAUCAAGCAUUAUCUUCUAACUAUUCUAUUAACUAUUGGAUCAUAUUUAUUGGUUAAUGCUUUAAUUUUGUACGAUUUUUUGUAUUUUUACAUCAUUUGGUUUGUGAUAAUUUUAAUUACUUAAGGAUUUUAGUAAUUGUAUCAAUUUUAGAAUCUCUAUUGUUAACUCUAUCUCUACUAUUUAUCACUAUACUCUCCUUUACAUGCAAUUUUUUCGAUGUUCAAGACAAAGUGAAGAAUAUGCAAAACACUGCCAUUGACUGAUUUAACUUCGUCGAAUGGUGUCAAUGUUAUACGUUAAGUGUACAUUUUAAAUAGAUAUAAUACAUAGCUACUUGUUUUUUGUUCUUUGUUUAUAUGCUUGGGCAAAUUGCUUCCUUCGUGCUAGUCAAAUACUGAUACAAUACAAAUUUCACGGAUUUUUUUUUCUUUUCAAAUAAUGUACCUUAUAGAAAACAAGUCAUAUUUUGGUUACAAGAGAUGCAUGUAAAAGUACAAGUCGAGUCAAAUAAAAAGAACGCUGACGGAUGGCUGCGCAUUGGCGAUUUAUCGGUCUAUUUGGUGUUAUGAGGUGGUUAUAAGCAGGGGCGUAGCUACCGCCGUAUCUGCCGUAUCAAUUAUACGGGGCCCCCGCGCCAAGGGGGCCCCCAACGUGCGAUAUUGUGAGAAAUCUACCCUUCCUAAGGGCCCCCAAACAAAUUUUUAUACGGGGCCCCGCCAAGGCACGCUACGCUUCUGGUUAUAAGAAUAACAAAUAUGUAGGUAAUUGCGAAGCCAUGAUUCGCGAGCCUAGUUCAAAAAUAAAAUAAUCGGCACAUAGCUUUCGUGCAAAACUCGAUCCAUGUGCAAACACACCCCAUCACUUUCAUCCAGCGUUCUUUUUACGUGACGCGUACUGUAGUAUUUAUAUAUAAAUUUGUUGUCUUACCAAUUCUUUCUAAAUUAAUUAAAUACAAUUGUAAGAAUAAAGUCAAUUAACUAAGACCACCUAUUAAUCUCAUUUUAAAAGUCAAACAGACAUUAUUGUUUUAUUUUUAACACGCAUUUGCCCAAGUUUAUAUGAACUAUUGGAUUAUUUUAGCCAAAUGAUGAGUCAUAUCAAUGAGAUUGAAUAAAGUAAUAAUCUAGUGAA